AUGGCAGGAGCUUUGAUCGAUGUCAAUCCUAUGCCGAUCUUGAAGGACGAGCUUGAUAUUGUGAUCCCGACGAUUCGAAACCUGGACUUCUUGGAGAUGUGGAGGCCGUACUUCGAGCCCUACCACCUGGUCAUGGUCCAGGACGGUGACCCGUCGAGGACCAUCAAGGUCUCAGAUGGCUUCGACUGUGAGCCCUACAAUUGGAACGACAUCAACCGCAUUCUGGGUCUCAAAGCCUCUUGCAUUUCCUUCAAGGUUGCCAAAGAUCCAUCUGGGAAAGAGAUCAAUGCACUCGAACAACAUAUAAAGAAUCUGCUAAAUCCAUCAACUCCUCUAUUAUUCAACACUCUUUAUGAUCCAUACAGAGAAGAUGCAGACUUAUUCCGUGGAUAUCCUUUUAGUUUCCGUGGGGGUCUUGCCAAUCCUCUAGAAAGGAACACUAGGUUUGUUGAUGUAGUUCUGACCAUACCUGGGGGAACUCUAUUUCCUAUGUGUGGUAUGAACUUGGCAUUCAACCGUGAACUGAUUGGACCAGCAAUGUACUUUGGACUCAUGGGUAUUCGUGAGCCAAUUGGAAGAUAUGGUGAUAUGUGGUCUGGCUGGUGCGUGAAGGUUAUAUGCGACCAUUUGGGAUAUGGUGUCAAGACUGGUCUGCCCUACAUAUGGCACAGCAAAGCGAGUGAUCCCAUCAUUGCAUUUGUUAACCUCAGAGAGGAGUACUAUGGUUUCUUCUGGCAAGAAGAGCUGAACCCCUUCUUCCAAUCUGCAGUCCGUACAAAAGCAUGCACUACUGUUCAGAAAUGCUACAUCGAACUCUCAAAGCAAGUCAAGGAUGAGCUUGGCAGGAUUGACCCAUACUUCCUUAAGCUGGCAGAUGCCAUGGUUACUUGGGUAGGAGCUUGGGAUGAGCUUAACGUAAAAGUAUGUGCCCCAGUAAAUGCUACCUAUCCUAAUAUUCUGAUAGUUGCGUUUGGAUUGAAGCAUACUGAAGAUGUUGAAGAUGCUGGGCAUAGCCAUACUGCAAGGGAGCUCAUGGAAACCUUUUGCAUUGGAGAGCUUGACACCACUUCCUCAGCUAUCGCGGAACUUGAGAUAACCUCUAAGGAUCAAGCAGUUGAUUAUCCUAAGAAGAUCAAGGACUUGACGAAGCAAUACUGGGCUGUUCCUGUGGCCGUUGUUGGCAUCUCUGUGGUUGUUGGCUUCUUAUACUUGCGCAAGAAGUGA
Molecule: messenger RNA, 1224 nt
Organism: Prunus armeniaca (apricot)
Lineage: Eukaryota; Viridiplantae; Streptophyta; Magnoliopsida; Rosales; Rosaceae
Source: the annotation of a GenBank genome assembly